Messenger RNA from Gadus macrocephalus (Pacific cod), 3778 nucleotides. RefSeq names its product zinc finger MYM-type protein 1-like. The transcript has 3 exons. Lineage: Eukaryota; Metazoa; Chordata; Actinopteri; Gadiformes; Gadidae. The coding region runs from base 1460 to 2770 and encodes 436 amino acids. The record is from RefSeq and is a predicted model, not a curated record.
GAGCGUCAGAACCAGUGGCGUCACUAGGCUGUUUUAUUCGGGGCUAAAGCCCCGGAUCUAAUUUGAUUAGCCCCGAAUCUAAUUUUUUGGUAAAAAUAAAAUAAAAAAAAUCUACUUUCCGACGGUCCUUGAACGCCCCUCAUUUACCGCACGAGAACAGAGCAACAAGUGCGUCAGUACACUUCAGCAGCCAGUCUCUCACUGUUUACAACAGAGAAUUAUAACGACAUCUGCUGUAGAGUCCCAACCCCCUGGGACCUGCAAACAACAAUGUCACAAAGAAGGAUUUCAAUGUUUUUUGCUCCAAAAGUGGUUGGCAGCCAAGGAGGUAUGAUAGCAGAUAAGGAUGCAGUCAGGGUUCAUGCAGGAGACCAAAGGGAGGAGAGUGCAAGUUCAGGUACCUGUAGGCUAUGUUAAGAGUGUCUCUGUAACAAAGUCGACCUGGUGAAUUCCCUCUCAGUAUAAAAAGAGGUAAAGACCUCCCACUUGCGCCAAAAAAUAGGUUGUUUUGUCCUUGGCAUAACUAAUAGCACACACGUUUAUUUGGUGGUCAAUUGUGGUCGCAAAUCAGAGGACCUGGUUUCGAGACCAAUGAAGGCAAACUAGCAGGAGGAAGCAAUACUGACGAGCAACACAAUGACACCUAUUUUAGUAACCUAAUUAUAAUGUUUGAAAUUAAAAUUUCUAAAUGCAAUAAUUUGAUAGAAUAUUGAUCUUAAGUUUACAGUAGGCUACAGCUUAACUUUUUUUUAUUUAUUCUUUUAUACAUUUUCAGAGAUAAGGGCAGAGUCAGCAUACAUAGAUGCAGCUGCCAGUGAUGCUGCUGACCAGAGUGAGGACAGUGCAAGUGCAAGUGCAGGUACCUGUAGGCUAUGUGAGGAGUAUCUAUACCAAUAUCUCUAGUCCAGAAUUGUAUAAUAUUCAGCAGUGUAUCCCAGUAUACAUCCUUGCCAGUGCCCAUUAAUUGCAAGUUGUGGAUAGCAGAGUUUUAUUUAAUAAUGUUUAAAAAAGGGGGGAGAAGGAGGCCAUAGCUUUAUUUCGCUUUUUUCCCCUUUUUGGAAAUACAGGUGGCUCUGGGUCAGGGAGCACAGGGAACCUGUUAGGAAAGAAUGAUUUAGGGACACGAGAAACAGGCCCAAAGCAACCCAGACGGGACCAGUACCCCUCCACUAGUUUUGGAAAGCAGCAACGGUCUUUCCAGUACAAAUGGUUUGAAUCUUUUGACUGGCUGGAGUAUUCUUUGAGCAGAAACUCUUCACACUGUUUCUCAUGCAAGCUCUUUGGGAAACACAACCCUAGAGCCAGCAAAGAUGCCCUCCUCAGCACUGAGGGCUUUAAUAACUGGAAAAGGGCCUUGGAUAGCUACCGAGAGCAUGAGGCAAGUGCUGUCCACAAGUCAUCUAUCCUGGCCUGGAAGAAUUACAGAGCUACGCUAACAGAAGGCGAUGUUGUCGACCAAAUGAAUGUUGGAAAUUCCAGUCAGAUUAGUGAAAGGAGAGAAUACCUGCGGCGCAUUGUGGCCGUCACUAGCCUUUUAGGGAAACAAGGCAUUGCUUUCCGUGGUCAUGAUGAAACCAGCUCCUCCCUGAAUCAGGGAAACUUUUUAGAAGUAAUGAAGCUCCUUGAAACCUUUGACCCCUUCCUCCAGAACUACCAGGCCCCUUCUCAUUCAACAUAUCUAUCUCCUGCCUCGCAGAACAGCAUGAUCGAAUGUUGUGCUGAUGAAGUGACUGCAACCAUCGUAGAAGAGAUCAAGGCAUCGAAAAUGUAUGCAGUGAUGGCUGAUGAGGCAAGAGAUGGCCACGUUGAACAGCUUGCUGUUUGUGUGCGCUAUGUUACAGCUGACGGCGGAGUCAAAGAGCGUCUCCUUGAACUUGUCACCCUUAAGGGAUUGAAUGCACAGUGCAUCACUGACGCAAUUGAAAAUGUAUUGGAGUCGAAUGGCCUUAAUGAUCUCCUGUGUGUCGCUCAGGCUUAUGAUGGAGCUUCCGUUAUGAGUGGUUCAGUAAGUGGAGUUCAAGCUCGCUUUCGUGAGAAACACCCAGAAGCAGUGUACGUACACUGCUAUGCUCAUGAGCUGAACCUGGUUCUCUGCCAUACGUGCAGAGCUGUUCGAGAAGCCAGUGACCUGUUUGAGACAUUGGAGAGUGUCUACUGUUUCUUCAGUGUAUCAAUCGUAAACCAUCAGAGAUUCUCUGAUGUCCAGAUGCUCCUGGGCUUGAAGAAGAGUGAGCUUGUCCAGCUGUCAAAAACCCGAUGGGCAUGUCAGGUGAAGUCUGUGAGAGCAAUGCUCAACAAUCUGCCAGCUGUUUUAAAGUGCCUGGAAGAGAGUGCAACACCUCUGGCAGUCGGAUUACUGUCAAAGCUGUCCAGGUUUUCAAAUGUCUACCUGCUGGUCAUGUUCCGGAGUAUGCUGUCAACUACAGAGGGGCUGCACCUGUACCUUCAGAAGGAUUCUGUGGACUUGGCCCAAGCAACACUCUUUAAAGAUGCAGUCCUUGACACACUGAAAUCCAUCCGAACCAAUGAAAUGGCAGACAAGCUUUACAAUGAAGCAAAACACAUCUAUGAUGCCAACAACAUAUGUGAGAGUCACAGUGGUCGCAGGCACAAGCAGAGGGUGAUGGAGGACUUUACAAUAGAGUCCACCUUGGGUACAAGGGCUCAUCUGGGCACAGAAGACCAGCUGAAACAAACUCUGUUGUACCCAUGUCUUGACCGUAUGGUAACUGAGCUAAACGGCAGAUUUUCUGAUGUGGGGCAGAGCUAAUGCGAGGCAUUCAAGCUUGCAACCCAGCGGCCGUUGAUUUCUUCUGUGAGGAUUCCCUAGAGCUGAUUGCAACACAUUAUAAAAUGUCAUUGAAAAAAGAGGAGAUCCUGGUCGCAAAGCAGUUCCUUUCUAGAAGAAAGAGAGAAGGUGCCGUUUCUGACAUGGGCAGUGUUUACAAGCUACUUCACCCAGACAUGUUCCCAACCUUGAGCUCAGUUGUCCAAGCAGCCUUGACAAUACCUGUCAGCAGUUGCACGUGUGAGCGGUCGUUCAGUGUACUGCGCCGUGUCCACACCUGGCUGAGGAGAACCAUGGGCCAGGAGAGGCUACAUCAUUUGGCUAUUAUGGCAGUGGAGAAGGAUGCGCUUUGUGGCUUAGACCAUGGUGAAGUCAUUGACCGGUUCGCCCAAGUCAAACCGAGGAGAUACCCACUUGUGCUCAAAGGACAAAGGUCCAAAGAAAGGAGCAAGAAACAGUGAAACGAGUGAAAAUAAAAAGUUCACUACAAACAAGAAAUGAACAAAGAAAGACAAUGCAUGUAGAGUAACAGUUAAUAAUACACAGACAAAUGUACAAGUAUACACAAUAUGGAAAGUGUAAAGUAAAGACAGAUAUACUGUAGAAGAAAAGAAAUGAACAAAGACAAACGCAUGACUACAGAAAGAUAAGAUGUUUAAAAGGCUCUUGCCUUUUAAACAUCUUAUCUUUCUGCAUUGUAUACUUUUUCAGACAUUGUUUACUAUUGUGAAACUAAUAAAAACAUGUGAAGAAUACAUAUGACUAUGUGACUCAUUUAUUAUCUAAAUGUUUAAUGUUGGUGCUUAUGAAUGAGCCACUUUUUUGUUAAGACAAAGGGAAGUUUGUGAAAAUCUAUAUUUUUACCAUUGGUAUUAAUAAACUGCAUACAUUGUUUAUUUUGUUAUUUGUUAUUAUUUUCAAAAAUUGCAUGCGCAGUUACGUUUUGGCCCUGGGCUAAGCCCCGGAUCUUUCAGAAACCUAGAAACGCCC